AUGACUUACCUUUCGAUACUUAACCUCUCCAUUACUUCUAACCCCAAUCAUUCACUUGCGGUAACGAUUCGUAAAAAAUAUUCGACAAUGCCUUCGGAAUUGAGAAGCUUGUGGGCUCCUGCCCCUUCUACAAAGCUUUCGCAGUCAUGUAAACUGUCUACGGAUCGUAAUGGCGAACGAAUUGCUUAUGCUACAAAUAAAGCGAUCAUACUUAGAAGUAUAUCCAAUCCUGAAGAAAGCUAUCAAUAUAAUGAACAUACUGCUCCCACUAGUGUUGCUAAAUUCAGCCCAUCCGGAUUUUACGUAGCGUCUGGUGAUGUUCAUGGAAAUGUACGCGUCUGGGAUUGUGUCGGUGAAGACAAAAUCCUAAAAAACAACGUUGCAGCUAUUAGCGGUAGAAUAAACGAUAUUGAUUGGGAUGGUGACAGUCAAAGAAUCAUCGCAGUUGGCGAAGGGAAAGAACGAUACGGCCAUGCUUUCACAGCAGAUUCAGGAAACUCAGUUGGUGAAAUUUUUGGUCACUCUGCCACUGUCAACAGCGUUGCUAUGCGAAAGCAGCGCCCGCUUCGUGCUGCUACGGCCUCUGAUGAUAACUCCGUAAAUUUCUUUCAUGGAGUUCCCUAUCGAUACAAUACCAGCAUUCGCUGUCACGAUAAAUACGUUUAUGAUGUACGCUAUGCCCCUAACGAUGAAAAGUUUGCUUCUGUUGGCGCAGACGGAAAGAUCUUUUUAUUUGAUGGAAAAACCGGUGAGCAAAUUUUGGAAUUUAGUGCUCACAAAGGCACUAUUUUUUCUUUGUCGUGGUCACCGGAUUCGAAGAAGCUUGUAACAUCAUCUGCCGACCGAAGUGUAAAAGUUUGGAAUGCUGAUGAUGGCUCCUUGAUUCGUGAAUGGUCUUCUAUGAAGGAGCAACAAGUCGGUAACGUCUGGCCUUCUGAAAACUUAAUCAUAUCGGUUGAUGUGACGGGCGUCUUGAUUUAUCUGAAUCCUGCCAAGGACGAACCUGAACGAUUCGUCCACGGACACCAGCGUUCUAUCACAUCGUCUUUCUUUUCUUCAGACAGCAAAUCUUUGUAUACAGCUUCUUAUGAUGGAGUGGCUUUAGUCUGGGACAUCGAAUCUCAAAAUGGUUCUUCCAUACAAGGUGUCUCCCACAGUAACCAAGUCAUGGAUAUGACUAGACUUGGAGAUAAGGUCAUCUCUGUGGGAAUGGAUGAUACAUUGCGAGCUGUAGACAUCAAAGCAAAUUCUUUCAUUUCGGAAAGCGUAUAUACCACCGGUUAUCAGCCAGUGGGUGUAUGUGCUGUUGGCGAUUGUGUUGUCUUGUCCACCGUCUCAGACAUACAAGUACUUCGUGAUAUGAAUUGUGUUUCCACGGCUAAAACAAUCUAUCAACCAAGCUGUAUGGCAGCUCAUCCGUCGAAGCAAGAAUUCGCGGUUGGAGGAGAGGAUUCUUGCGUGUAUGUUCAUUCUUUUGAAAAGGACGAACUUUGCGAGAUUGCUCAAUUAAAAAACCAUACUUCCCCGAUUACUUCAAUGGCUUAUUCCCAUGACGGGAAAUACCUUGCCUGUGGUGAUGCUUCUGGUAAAGUCGUUCUUUACGAUGCUGAAACUCGACAAAUCAUCACUUCUCGCUGGGCUUUCCAUACUGGCCGGAUUUUGGGUAUGUCUUGGGACUCUAACUCAACACAUUUGGCAACCGCUUCUCUCGAUACAAAUGUUCAUGUUUACUCGGUGGAACGUCCUAUGAAGUAUGUUGCCGUAAAAAAUGCUCAUGCUUUAGGUGCUACACAAGUUCACUGGUUGUCGGAGGAUGAGAUUUUGAGUACCGGAAGCGAUGCAGCCAUCAAAACUUGGAAAAUUUCCUAUUAA
This is a messenger RNA of Schizosaccharomyces osmophilus, 1872 nucleotides long. RefSeq names its product actin binding WD repeat protein Aip1 (gene aip1). Gene Ontology annotation, biological process: positive regulation of actin filament depolymerization; actin filament depolymerization. Bases 1 to 1872 code for a protein of 623 amino acids. The transcript is spliced from 7 exons. Gene Ontology annotation, cellular component: cortical actin cytoskeleton. Lineage: Eukaryota; Fungi; Ascomycota; Schizosaccharomycetes; Schizosaccharomycetales; Schizosaccharomycetaceae. Gene Ontology annotation, molecular function: actin filament binding. The record is from RefSeq and is a predicted model, not a curated record.